Molecule: messenger RNA, 1859 nt
Organism: Xiphophorus couchianus (Monterrey platyfish)
Lineage: Eukaryota; Metazoa; Chordata; Actinopteri; Cyprinodontiformes; Poeciliidae
Gene: jmjd4
Product: jumonji domain containing 4
Exons: 6
Coding region: 424-1719 (431 amino acids)
Biological process (GO): protein hydroxylation; positive regulation of translational termination
Cellular component (GO): cytoplasm; nucleus
Molecular function (GO): sequence-specific DNA binding; 2-oxoglutarate-dependent dioxygenase activity
Source: RefSeq, a predicted model, not a curated record
AUGCCACCCACAAUAUGGCGGUACCGUUAACGUGAGGUCAUGCACUCACAUGCGGCGUUUGUUCUUCUAUGCCUAGGUCCGCACUACACAGUGUUCUUGUGGUAGGGGGUUCAAUAACGGGUAAUGACUACGACGGUCAUUUUAAUGGAUACAUUCGAGUUACGACAGCCUUAGCGAUAAAGAAACUAAAUGUCAAUGUUACUGACAUAAGCAGAAAAGGUGUCGGUGUUAUGUUUGCGUCGUUAAGAAAUAUUAAGUCAUAUGGCGACCUUUGUAGUCAAAAACAGAGAUACAAAACCCGUUAAAAUGCAUUUUAAUUUCCAAUAAAACAGAUGGCGGACGUAUUCUAAUUUGUUCACUCGCUUUUCGGUGUAGCAGCUGGCUAAUCUUGGUAGCCUGUUAGCCGGGGUCUUGUUUACCACCAUGGACAGAGACGCGUACCACAACUGCAGCAGCCUUGUCAAAAUGCCGCGACAGUCAUAUGAGCAGUUUUGGUCUUCGCAUUUUGUUGACUACAUUGACAAAGAGCUGAGCUACUCUAAGUUUUUCAGGAAGUACUUGCUGCCUAAUCACCCGUGCAUGUUCUCCAGAAGAUUCACAGAAAACUGGAAAUGUAGAAAACAAUGGGUGACAGAAGAGGGCAAACCUAAUUUUCAGAAACUGCUGCAAGAGUUUGAUGAGACUCCUGUCCCAGUUGCAAACUGCAAUGCGAAGGAAUACAAUGCCAACCCCAAACAAGUAAUGCCAUUGAAGGAAUUUAUACAUUAUUGGAAGGAGUACAUCCAGAAUGGGCACUCAUCACCCAAAGGAUGCCUCUAUCUUAAAGACUGGCAUAUGUCAAGGGAUUUUCCAGACCAUAAUGUUUACACUACACCAGUCUUCUUUUCUUCUGAUUGGCUUAAUGAAUACUGGGAUACACUUGAAGUGGAUGACUACCGGUUUGUCUACAUGGGACCCAAAGGCUCAUGGACCCCGUUCCAUGCUGAUGUGUUCCGCUCGUACAGCUGGUCUGCAAAUAUCUGUGGCAGGAAGAAGUGGCUGCUGUAUCCUCCGGGUCAGGAGGACUUUCUACGAGACACCCAUGGAAACCUCCCUUAUGAUGUUACUUCAGCUGCACUGCAAGACAGAGGCCUUUUCCCACAGUUUGAAGAGGCUUGCCAACCUCUUGAAAUUAUUCAAGAGGCUGGCGAAAUUAUUUUUGUGCCAAGUGGCUGGCACCACCAAGUUUAUAAUCUGGAGGACACCAUCUCUAUUAAUCAUAAUUGGCUUAAUGGCUGCAAUAUUGACAUCAUGUGGCAGUUCCUACAGAAUGAGCUGUCUUCUGUUCAGAAAGAGAUAGAGGAGUGGAAAAACACAAUGGAUUCAUGGCAUCAGCAUUGCCAGGUCAUUAUGAAAGCCUGCUCUGGCAUUGACUACAAUGAAUUUGCUUCCUUUCUGAAAAUCAUUGCUGAAAAUCGGAUGGCCUUUUUGAAUGCCUGCUCCUCUGGCGAUUCCUCUGAUUACUCCCGUCCUCUCUCAGAGAUCCUCACCGCUCUUGGACCUUACCACGCUACCUUCGACCUACAGAGAGUGGCCCAUAUUAUUGAAUGCCUACUGUGCAACGAGGACUUUAAGCGGCUUGAUCAUUCAACCUCGACUUUGCAACCUGAAACCUUGUUACAGCAGAUCAGAGACACUAUACAGUCCACUAGAGGGCAGCAUCUCCUUUAUCAGGAAUAAUGUGCCCAACAUCUAAACAAGUGCCACAUUAAGUAUGAAAAAUGUUGUCAUAAAGCAAUGACGUUCAUUGCUGUCUAAAGUUCUGCUUUCAUCUGUCUGAAUUUUGUUUUUGCACUGAAAUAUAAAAAGCAGAAAUGAUA